AUGCGAACUCACGGCGAGUGUCCCGUCUGUCGGAAACCCAUACAACAAAUGAGACACAACUUCAGGUCCAAAGAGAAGUACGAAUCGAUUCCACUCAGCAAUGACUUGUCUAAUAAGACCUCCGGUUCCCAAAGCAUAUGGCGUCCACACCGAGUCUCUGUCGACGGCCAUCCCAUUCCUACCACUCCUUCAGCCUCGUCUCAGAGCUCCAGUGAUAGCCAACACAAACAUACAGUUUCUGAUGAUAAGACUACUAAGGGAUCGGAGGCGGGAAUUAGUGGUUCAGGACAGACAUCUACUGCUAAUGCGUCUGAAUCGGGAACAUCUCAUAGCAGUGGCUCCGGCAGUGAAAGUUCAGACACAGCAUCGGUGGACAGCAUUCAGAAUACCGGCGAAGAAUGCGAAUCCGACGGCUGUUCCGAAGGGAACGACGCCUCAGACGACUCCGAAGACAGAGAGAAGAGACCCGAGAGAGGUAUGAGAGGAGAAGACAGAGGGAAAAGGAGCGAAGGGGUAGAACUCGAUCCCGAAGCAGAAGAGGCACCGGUAGACCACACACCAGAAGUUCAAGUCGUAGGUCUCGUCGCAGAUAAGCAACUCUUUGUCCUAAAGAUUAAAAUCGACUCACGAAUGGAUUUAUCAAAGGACUCAAUGAGUGAUUGGUCGGAUACUAAAUUAAAAAGAGGGAUGAAUCUGGGAAGAAAGGUCGAUCCAAGGAACUGUGCAUCGUUGGUUGGAUUUAACGGCGAAACCAAACGAUUUCGAGAAGAUUUUUGGAAGAAUGAGUUUCAGCCGAUGCUAAAGUGGAUUAAAUCAGAUAAAGGAAGAAAAUAUUUGACGUCUUUGACUGAGGAAUGGCACGACUAUUAAGUGUUUUAUCAUUUAAUAUGCUUUUGAAUUAUUUAUAUAUUUAAUAACAGAACAAAAUAAUCAUAAGUUAUAAUAUGUUGAAAGCCAAACAAAAUCUAAAUCUAAGAAAAUAAAUAAAUAAAAUGUG
This is a messenger RNA of Oppiella nova, 997 nucleotides long. NCBI's taxonomy places the organism in Eukaryota, Metazoa, Arthropoda, Arachnida, Sarcoptiformes, Oppiidae. The record is from the annotation of a GenBank genome assembly.